Molecule: messenger RNA, 2639 nt
Organism: Tupaia belangeri chinensis (Chinese tree shrew)
Lineage: Eukaryota; Metazoa; Chordata; Mammalia; Scandentia; Tupaiidae
Gene: NFKBIZ
Product: NFKB inhibitor zeta
Biological process (GO): regulation of gene expression
Cellular component (GO): nucleus
Molecular function (GO): POU domain binding; DNA binding
Source: RefSeq, a predicted model, not a curated record
CUGAGCCCCAUAUGGGGGUUGGCAGGCAGCAGAGAGGACCCUUUCAAGGUGUGCGAGUGAAGAACUCAGUGAAGGAGCUCUUGCUGCACAUCCGAAGUCACAAACAGAAGGCUUCUGGCCAAGCUGUGGAUGAUUUUAAGACUCAAGGUGUGAACAUAGAGCCAUUCACAGAAUUGAAGAACAUAGCAUUGUAUAGUGGGAAAAGGAAAGGGCCCGAUACAUUGUCUGAUGGACCAGCUUGCAAAAGGCCAGCUGUGUUGCAAACCCAAUUUUUGACACCACCUCAAACACCAACGCCCGGGGAGAGCAUGGAAGAUGUUCAUCACAGUGAACCUAAACAGGACAGCACUGCCGAUCUGCUUCAGAACAUUAUAAACAUUAAGAACGAAUGCAGCCCAGUGUCCCUGAACACAGUCCAAGUUAGUUGGAUGAGCCCUGUGAUGGUCCCUCAGAGUUCCACCCGAGAGCAGUGUCAGAACUUCCAUGGUGGGCAGGUCUUGUCUCCACCUCAGCAGUAUCAGCCAUGCGAAGUCAGCAGCUCCCCUCAGAUGAUGGACCAGCCUUCCAUAUACCAGUAUUCUCCACAGAACCAGAACGUGCAGCAGCAGCAGCAGCAGCAGCAGCACUACAGCCACAACCCAGCUCUGGAAUACAGUCCUUAUUCCAGAACUUCCCAGUCCCCCAACUAUGAACCAAACCUCUUUGAUAGUCAAGAAUCCCAGUUCUGCCCAAACCAAAGUUUUAUAUCCCUUCUAAGAAGUCCUGGGGAAUCUGACCACGUUGCCGUUCCCAUUCAGACUUCUCCCGCUGUCCAGCAGCAAAGUGAAGCUCACCUUCAGAACUUCAGUGUGAUGCCAAACAGUGCUUGUGAGGCCAUGGGGGGCCACGACACAGGUUCUGCCUCUUUAAAUACCUCACUGCCAUUCCAGAACAUCAUCAGAAGUCCAAUGAAUACCACACAGUUAGGCAAGUCAUUUUUUCAGUGGCAAGUAGAGCAGGAGGAAAGCAAAUUGGCAAAUAUUUCCCAAGACCAGUUUCUUUCCAAGGAUGCAGAUGGGGACACGUUUCUCCAUAUUGCUGUUGCCCAAGGGAGAAGGGCACUGUCCUAUGUCCUUGCAAGGAAGAUGAACGCGCUGCACAUGCUGGAUAUUAAAGAGCACAAUGGACAGAGUGCCUUUCAGGUGGCAGUGGCUGCCAAUCAGCAUCUCAUCGUGCAGGAUCUGGUGAACCUUGGGGCCCAGGUGAACACCACAGACUGCUGGGGACGGACACCUCUGCACGUAUGUGCUGAGAAGGGCCACUCCCAGGUGCUUCAGGCAAUUCAGAAGGGAGCAAUGAGGAGCAAUCAGUUUCUGGAUCUUGAGGCCACUAACUAUGAUGGCCUGACUCCUCUUCACUGUGCAGUCAUGGCUCACAAUGCUGUGGUACAUGAACUCCAGACGAAUCAACAGCCUCAUUCACCUGAAGUCCAGGACCUUUUACUGAAGAAUAAGAGUCUGGUUGACACAAUUAAGUGUCUGAUUCAAAUGGGAGCAGCCGUGGAAGCGAAGGAUCGUAAAAGUGGUCGCACAGCCCUGCAUUUGGCAGCUGAAGAAGCAAACUUGGAACUCAUUCGCCUCUUUUUGGAGCUGCCCAGUUGCCUGUCUUUUGUGAAUGCGAAGGCUUACAAUGGAAACACGGCCCUCCAUGUUGCUGCCAGCCUGCAGUAUCGGGUGACACAGUUGGACGCAGUCCGCCUGUUGAUGAGGAAGGGAGCUGACCCGAGUACUCGGAACUUGGAGAAUGAGCAGCCGGUGCAUUUGGUUCCUGAUGGCCCUGUGGGAGAGCAGAUCCGACGUAUCCUGAAGGGAAAGUCCAUUCAGCAGAGAGCUCCACUGUAUUAGCUCCAUUGACUUGGAGCCUGGUCAGCAACACUCACUGUCAGUUAGGCAGUCCUAAUAUAUCUGUACAUAGACCAUUUGCUCUGUAUUGGCAAAUGUAAGUUGUUUCUAUGAAACAAAUAUAUUUAGUUCACUAUUAUAUAGUGGGUUACAUUUAAAGAAAAGAGGAAAAAUAUCUAAUUCCCUCAACAGAUUUGCAUAUUUCAUACCCAGGUAUCUGGGAUCUAGACAUCGAAAUUUGGUCUGAAUGGUAAAAUUGUCUUCUGUUAACAGUAGCUUUUGGGUAGGAAAAGACUUUUAGUAUGUAUUGCCAGUUUAAAGCAGGCACAUUGUAAACAUUUUUUAAAAAAUGAAAGCAUUUGAGAAGGAAAUAGUAAAUGUGGAUAACGUGUCCAGGCUUUAUUUGGCCUGAUGCAGUAUCUGGUAGUUGUUGGUGUUGGAAAGUCUCCAGUCGUUGGACUGGAUGAAAAGUGUUUAUGGUUGGAAUUUGAUUUUUGCAAACUGUGUAUAAUUGAUAUUUUUUUCUUUAAUAAUAUUGAACAUACUUGGUCAUUAACAUGGCCAUAUUUGGAACAUGUAAAUCAAUAAAAUAGAAACGAACAAGUGAAUGGUCACUGUUUUUUAAAGGUAUACACAUUGUGAGUCGCUGUUGUUGUGUAAUCACCCAACUAGUCUUUGUAGAUAACACAGAUGGGGAGUUCCCUUAGCGAAUGAAAGAGCUGUUUCAAUUGUAAAUAUGCUUUUUCUCAGGCACUAAAA